This is a messenger RNA of Iphiclides podalirius (scarce swallowtail), 1458 nucleotides long. The record is from the annotation of a GenBank genome assembly. NCBI's taxonomy places the organism in Eukaryota, Metazoa, Arthropoda, Insecta, Lepidoptera, Papilionidae.
AUGCUGAGUGGAGAUACGGCAUGGAGGGCCGUAGCCAUCUUCUGUGAGAAGGUAAUGGUCCAGAAGGAGGCUGCUGAACGAGAGAGAGAGAGGAUGGAUCCCACCCGGAGGCGGGGCCGCAGACAUGCUCGCGCAUCUCUUCAUGGCCCUUUAAAUAAUAAUGGUUCUCCCCUACCUGCAACAGCGGCACAAAGUCACAUUGUUGCAGCGAAACUGAUAAAGCUGGCCAGCGGCAGCAGCAUGCUGAUGUACGACCGGUACACCUUCAGCAGGCCGACGAAGGUGGUGAGGGCCGCCGCGGGCACCCUCUGCUGGCGGUGCACCGGCCGCGGAGCCAACCGCUGCCACGUGUACAUCCACGUCGACUCGGACCUCCUCGUCGUGAAGACCUUCAACGAGCCGCAUUCGCACCCGCCCCCGAACUACGCCCAAACCUCGUCCGGUUACCUAAUAAAACUAACGACGGGCAGAACGCUGCUGAUGUAUGAUAACUAUACGUUCAGCACUCCGACCAACGUGGCCAGGACGUUUACCAAAACCCAGGCUUGGAGGUGCACCGGUCGCGGUUCCUUCCACUGCAAGAUGUACAUACACGUGGACACGGAACUGAGGGUGCUCAAGACCUUCAACGAGCACAGUCAUCCGCCGGCGAAAUACGCCAAAAUCAGCGGCGGGUUGGAAUACAAAUUUAUACCGUCGUCCAAAGGAAAGAAUUCGUUGAUCCUAAUAGAGAACUAUACGUUCAACCGGGUGACAACAGAUAACCGCUAUUGGACGUGCUCCCGGCGAAUUAGCACCAAGUGCAAGGCGAGAUUGCGAUUCGAUCAUCAGAAGAACAUCGUCCUCUUCAACAGGGAACAUAACCACAGCCCGCCCCGAUACGUUUGCCAUGACGGCGGCCAAUGCAGCGACUCGAUUGGUUUCACCGACCUCGAGGUUCUGGAGGAGCACGUGGAUGAGAGUGAGCCCUUGCUGUUUGUGGAGACGAAGAGGGGCACGACGAUACUGCACUACGGCGGCCACCAGUAUAAGAGAGGCGGCAUGUCCAUGAGCGGCAUGCGCUGGAAAUGCGCCGUGAACAAACAAUGCGGCGCGUAUUUGUGUCUCGACGAUUCCAACGAAAUUGUGGACACGAACCCGUACCACGAUCAUGACGACAAUCAGAAGCUCGAGACCAUCGAACCGGAAGAGAGUGAUACGGCCGUCGUCAUAACCUCGCGGAAGGGGAAAGAGAUGCUGCUGUUCAGGAAGUACACGUACCGGAAGCAGUACCAAAAGAGCAAGUGCUGCCGUUGGGUGUGCUCCACAAUGAAGAACUGUCGCGGAUGCGUCUUCACCGACCACAACAACUUCAUAACAUCGGCCUUCGAGGAGCACUGCCACGAUCCACCCAAAUACUACCUCAAUCCCCAUCACGUGUUAGACGCUUUGAGGGCACCAAUAGUGCUCGAGACUGAA